Molecule: messenger RNA, 324 nt
Organism: Cryptococcus wingfieldii CBS 7118
Lineage: Eukaryota; Fungi; Basidiomycota; Tremellomycetes; Tremellales; Cryptococcaceae
Exons: 5
Coding region: 1-324 (107 amino acids)
Source: RefSeq, a predicted model, not a curated record
AUGGCGUUCCUGUUUGGGUUUACGCAGGUCAAGACAGGGACCGAGAAUCUGAUCGUCAGCUCUUUCAUCAACGCCGUCGAGAAUAUCUUCUUCGGAGCUUUAUACGGAGUUACGCCAGAGCUACUCCCGACUGGGUCAAGAGCCACCGGAUACGGGAUCUGUGUUGCUAUCAACGGAGUCUGUAACAUCAUCGCCAAUAUCAUCGGGACAUACGCGAAUGUCUACACGCCCGCGCCUCUGUUUGUCUGUGCUAGUCUUUUUGCUGGUCUGGUUGUUGUCUCGCUAGCCCUUCCCCUUGAUCCUUCCGGCCAACACAUCGGGUAA